CCCGGGGGCGACAACGGGGCCUCGGGGCAGCACAGCGCGCGAGCCCCUCGCGCACGCCUGACCGCCCAUCGCAGUCUGGGCCCCAGCGCAGCGGGCAGGGUCGCAGCGAUGGACUCGCUGGCAGCACCCCAGGACCGCCUGGUGGAGCAGCUGCUGUCACCACGGACUCAGGCCCAGAGGCGGCUCAAGGACAUUGACAAGCAGUACGUGGGCUUCGCCACGCUGCCCAACCAGGUGCACCGUAAGUCUGUGAAGAAGGGCUUCGACUUCACGCUCAUGGUGGCAGGGGAGUCAGGCUUGGGGAAGUCCACGCUGGUUCACAGCCUCUUCCUGACCGACCUGUACAAGGAGCGGAAGCUGCUCAGUGCGGAGGAGCGCAUCAGCCAGACAGUGGAGAUCCUGAAGCACACUGUGGACAUUGAGGAGAAGGGGGUCAAGUUGAAACUCACCAUUGUGGACACGCCGGGCUUCGGGGACGCCGUCAACAACUCUGAGUGCUGGAAGCCCAUCACUGACUACGUGGACCAGCAGUUUGAACAGUAUUUCCGGGACGAGAGCGGCCUCAACCGCAAGAACAUCCAAGACAACCGAGUGCACUGCUGCCUGUACUUCAUCUCCCCUUUUGGGCAUGGGCUGCGGCCCGUGGAUGUGGGCUUCAUGAAAGCCUUGCACGAGAAGGUGAACAUCGUGCCCCUCAUCGCCAAAGCGGACUGUCUCGUCCCCAGUGAGAUCCGGAAGCUGAAGGAGCGGAUCCGGGAGGAGAUCGACAAGUUUGGGAUCCACGUGUACCAGUUUCCUGAGUGUGACUCAGAUGAAGAUGAGGACUUCAAGCAGCAGGAUCGAGAACUGAAGGAGAGUGCACCCUUCGCUGUUAUCGGCAGCAACACGGUGGUGGAGGCCAAGGGCCAGCGGGUCCGGGGACGACUGUACCCCUGGGGGAUCGUGGAGGUGGAGAACCAGGCGCACUGCGAUUUCGUGAAACUUCGCAACAUGCUGAUCCGCACCCACAUGCACGACCUCAAGGACGUGACGUGCGACGUGCACUACGAGAACUACCGCGCGCACUGCAUCCAGCAGAUGACCAGCAAGCUGACCCAGGACAGCCGCAUGGAGAGCCCCAUCCCCAUCCUGCCCCUGCCCACCCCCGACGCCGAGACGGAGAAGCUCAUCAGGAUGAAGGAUGAGGAGCUGAGGCGCAUGCAGGAGAUGCUGCAGAAAAUGAAGCAGCAAAUGCAGGACCAGUGACCUCGCCCCAGACCCCCGUUGCCAUGGAUAUACUGCCAGUUCUCCAGCUUGCCCUUCCCAUCCCUGGACCCCGACUGGCUUGGACUCGACCCGGAUUCAUCUGGAUCUCCAACAGGCCUGGACACAAUCCCAACCCCGCAAUGGCCCAGACCUGGACCUGUCUUUCCCCACUGUUCCUGACCUGACCCAGAGACGCGGGGCCUCAGCCCCCAGCCAACCCUAAUUUAUUCUCAGCAUCAGCCUCUCCCCUCGUUUGUAUCUGCUUAAGGGGCCUGGAUCACAGCCCCCACAACCAGCCCUCUCUGGCCUUGGGGAAGCAGGAGCUAAGUCGGGUGGUGACUUCUAAGAUCUUCUCCCAACCAGGAAGGUCACAGCACUCAGACUCCAUGCCCUACCCAGAGGAGUAGGUAAACCAAGGCAGAACAUAGGAGCAGAUCCUUGAGACCCCAGGCUUGUUCCCCCACCCAAUGCUGCAGAAUGGACUUGGAGCCCUCACUUUGUGCCGAGGUGGGCUGGGUCCUUCUUACCUCUUCACCCCCUCACCAGGUAGCUUUGGGGGCAGAUCAGGCAGCUGAAGCAAUUAGGAUUCCUCCAGAACUAAGGAGACCAUCCGGCUGCUGGGGAGAGCAAUGGAGGAUGGGACACCUGUGAAGGCCCGCCCCCAUCCCCCAUGGCCUUGGCCCGGCCUCAAGGCUCCAGGAGCAGUGGGUGGUGGGCAGCCUGGCGGCCACCUUCCCCGCCUGUCGCUGGCGAUCUGUUCUCCCCAGCAGCACUGUUGCCCCGGGUUCCGGAGCCCUUGGCACCCCCAUCCCUCCACCCGCAUGACCCCUGCCCCCCAAGCCCCAUUCUCCAGUUUGUUUAGUUGUGAAUGUUGCGUCCUGUCCUGGUGACAGGAGAACAAUAUUGGUGAACGUC
Molecule: messenger RNA, 2160 nt
Organism: Camelus dromedarius (Arabian camel)
Lineage: Eukaryota; Metazoa; Chordata; Mammalia; Artiodactyla; Camelidae
Gene: SEPTIN5
Product: septin 5
Exons: 11
Coding region: 109-1245 (378 amino acids)
Biological process (GO): regulation of exocytosis; intracellular protein localization; cytoskeleton-dependent cytokinesis
Cellular component (GO): microtubule cytoskeleton; septin complex; septin ring
Molecular function (GO): GTPase activity; molecular adaptor activity; GTP binding
Source: RefSeq, a predicted model, not a curated record